GGGGCCCUGCAAAUUGGGUUGUUGACUUUGGUUCUGAGGGUGUAGGACAAACCUCAAAAGUUGUGGUCAAAAGAAGUCCUCCGCUUCGAAAUUGGUGGGAUGGUUGCAGUACCACAUGUCCCCCGCAGAGGACGCACUCCCUGUAUGGACGAAGCUCUCAGACGCAUCUGGAAAAGAUAACAGAGGCUCACACUCCCCUCUAGAGGACCUAAGGAGCAGUCAUAAUUCACCCCCCCCCCCCCCCGUGUCGUGUGGCUCGACACUCUACUUGCAACUUGCGUUUCAAUGUGAGCCUGUUUGCAAGGUGAGCGUCCCGCGCCCAACAGCCCCGGCAGUCGUCGAAACUUCCACGGAUAGCGAUGCAGUGAGGAUGUGCGCCGCCAGGUUGGAUGGACGCCUCAAUGGCAGCGCCGAGGAGGCGACGGGGCCGCCUCCCGCGGCCCCCAGGGUGACGAUGGACUGGGCAGAGGCCGGUCCGCGCAUCCUCCACAGUCUGCAGAUGGGCACUGUCAUGACCCUUUUCUACCAGAAGAAAUCCCAACGUCCAGAAAGGAGGACUGUACAGAUCAAGCAGGACACCAGACAAAUCGUGUGGCGUCGCAGCUCGGAUAAAAUCGAAGGAGAGGUGGACAUCCGAGAGAUCCGCGAGCUGCGCUUGGGAAAGGCCUCCCGAGAUUUUGAGCGCUACCCGGAGGAGGCUCGUAAAGUGGACUCUGCCCUCUGCUUCAUCGUGCUUUACGGUCUGGAGUUUCGCCUCAGGACUCUCAGUUUUGCAGCCUUCAGUGAGGACGAAGUGCACAUGUGGAUCGCUGGUCUCAACUGGCUGAUGAGCGACACUCGGAGAGCAGCGGCCCCGCUACAAACUGACAGAUGGCUGAGGAAACAGUUUGAAGUCAUGGACAGGGACCACGAGGGAAGUGUCACAUUGAAGGAUGUGAAAGCUUUGCUGCCUCAGGUCAACUACCGAGUCCCCAACUUGCGCUUCCUGAAAGACAAACUACAGGAGGUUGAUGCCCGCGGUGAAUUGGUGUACCCCAACUUUGCACAACUUUAUCGAACACUGAUGUUUGACGCACAGAGGAGUAUUAUCGAACAACUGGAACUCUCCUUCCUUUUGCGGAAUGUCGACAGACCAGAACUGUGCCAGAUUUCCCUUUAUGACUUCCAGAAAUUUUUACAAAUUGAUCAAAAGGUGUCCUGGGCAUCAGAUUUGAAUCGGGUCAGAGAGUUCCUCGCAGGCUACCUAAGAGGCGGACCACAGUCUGAGCCCGCCUUGCAACUGGACGAGUUCCUGACCUUCUUGUUCUCAAAAGAGAAUUCAGUGUGUGACCCUCAGCUCUCGCCCCUCCUUCCCGAAGACAUGAAGAGGCCGCUAGCGCAAUACUGGAUCUCUUCCUCACACAACACCUACCUGACAGGUGACCAGUUUUCCAGCGAGUCCUCCCUCGAAGCCUACGCUCGCUGUCUGAGGAUGGGCUGCCGCUGCAUCGAACUGGACUGCUGGGAUGGACCCGAUGACCUGCCCAUCAUCUACCACGGUCACACUUUAACCUCCAAGAUCAAAUUCCUCGACGUGCUUCACACCAUUAAAGAACACGCCUUUGUUACGUCCGAGUAUCCCGUCAUCUUGUCUCUCGAAGACCACUGCAGCGUGGUCCAACAAAGGAACAUGGCCACACACUUCAAGAAGGUCUUUGGGGAGAUGUUGCUCACCAAGCCCGUUGACAACAACGCCGAGGACCUCCCUUCACCCUGGCAGCUUCGCAGGAAGAUCCUGAUCAAGCACAAGAAACUGGUGGAGGGAACCUUGUACGAAGAGGUCCCAACGGGCAGGUCCUCGGACAACGACCUCAGCAACUCGUUGAAGAACGGCAUCCUCUACCUCCAAGACCCCGUCGACCACACUUGGACGCCGCAUUAUUUUGUCCUGACCAGUAAGAAGAUUUACUAUUCGGAGGAGACGUCCCACUACCAGACGGCUGACGAAGAAGAAGAAGAUUUGGAUGACGCCAACGAGGAAUGUCGGGGCGACAACGGCGAGCCGCACGGCGCCGAGCGCUGGCUUCACGCUAAGCUGGGCGGAGGUUGCGACGGCCGUCAGCUGGCGGAAAAACUCCUGCGGGACUAUUGCGAGGGCGGAGGGCAAGAUGGCACCUUCCUGGUGCGCGAGAGUGAGACCUUUGUCGGGGACUACACCUUGUCCUUCUGGCGCUCGGGACGCGUCCAGCACUGCAGGAUCCAUUUACGUCAAGAAUCCGGCGCCACUCGUUUCUACCUGAGCGAGCACCCGGUGUUCGACAGCCUUCGCCAGCUCAUCUGCCACUACCGAGAGACGCCGCUGCGCUGCAACGAGUUUGAAAUGAGGCUCGGCAACCCGCUACCUCAACCGAACGCGCACGAGAGGCGAGAAUGGUACCACUCGAGCCUGUCCCGAGUUCAAGCCGAGCGCAUGCUGAUGCGAGUGCCUCGAGACGGAGCCUUCCUGGUGCGGAAACGCAGCGAGCAGAACUCUUACGCCAUCUCCUUCAGGGCGGAGGGUAAGAUCAAACACUGUCGAAUCCAGCAGGAAGGUCGCCUCUUCAUGCUGGGCAGCUCGGCAGAGUUUGAGAGUCUGGUGGAUCUGGUGAGCUACUACGAGAAGCGGCCCCUCUACCGCAAGAUGAAGCUGCGUUAUCCCAUCAAUGAGGACGCUUUGGAUCGGAUGGGCACCGCGGAACUUGAUUACGGGGCCUUGUAUGAAGCUCGCGCUCCUCAUUUUUACGUGGAGGCAAACAAGAUGGCCGCCGCUCGGUGCACGGUCAAGGCGCUGUACGACUACCGAGCCCAGAGGGAAGAUGAGUUGGGGUUCCCCAAAGAGGCGCUCGUCUUAAAUGUGGACAAGCAGGAGGGAGGCUGGUGGCGAGGUGACUACGGCGGCAAGAAGCAGCUGUUGUUCCCCGCAAACUAUGUGGAGGAAGUACCCAGCUCCCCGACGAGAGAGACGCUCGAAGCAUCGGCAGAGAACAGUCCCCUGGGUGCAUUUCUCAAGGGUUUCAUUGAUGUCCAGACGUGUCACGUCGUGGUGCACAAAGAUGGCAAACAUUCGCGGCCUUUCGUCUUCACCGUCCAUUGCGGCCCCUCGGCCUCUCGGCCCCUCCGGACGCUGGACGUGGCCUGUGACGGCCCGGAGGAGCUGAGCGGCUGGGUCGGCAAGAUCCGGGAGGCCACGCACGACGCGGGCGCGCGGAUGCAGGAGGAGAAGCAGAUGGAGAGAAGGAAGAAGAUUGCGGUGGAGCUGUCAGACCUGGUGGUUUACUGCCGUCCCGUUCCCUUCGACGAGGACAAGAUCGGGACCGAGCGAGCCUGCCCCCGGGACAUGUCGUCCUUCCCGGAGACCAAAGCGGAGAAGUUGGCCACGCGGGGCCGAGGGAAGCGCUUCCUCCAGUACAACCGCCGUCAGCUUUCCAGAGUUUAUCCCCGCGGCCAGAGGCUGGACUCGUCCAACUACGACCCCCUCCCCAUGUGGCUGUGCGGCUCCCAGCUGGUUGCGCUCAAUUUCCAGACUCCAGAUAAAGCGAUGCAACUGAACCAGGCCUUGUUCACGCUGGGGGGGGGGAGCGGCUACGUUCCCCAACCGGACAUCAUGAGGGAUGAAACCUUUGACCCUUUUGACAAGGACACCUUGCGGGUGGAGCCCAUCACCAUCCAGCUGGAGUUGCUCGGCGCUCGGCACCUCCCGAAAAACGGUCGCAGCAUCGUCUGCCCCUUCGUGGAGAUGGAGAUCUGCGGCGCGGAUUACGACAGCUGCAAGUUUAAGACCGACGUCGUAGCCGAUAACGGUCUCAAUCCCGUGUGGACGCCCAAGCCGUUUGUGUUCGACGUCCGCAACCCGGCCUUCGCGCUCCUGCGCUUCACCGUCUACGACGAAGACGUGUUCAGCGACCCCAACUUCUUAGCUCAGGCGACGUACCCCGUCCGUCUGCUACGUACAGGUUAUAGAAGCGUCAUUCUCAAGAACGGCUACAGCGAGGAGCUGGAGUCGGCCUCGCUUCUUGUUCACAUCGAGAUCAUGAACGCAAAGGAAGACGGCAACGGGAAUCUUUACACGUCCAUCCAGCGACUCCGCGAUCGAACCAGUGAACUAUCCAACACAAUUUCCUUGCUGGAGAGUUCGGGCUCUCGGGAUUUCACGUACCAGCAGAGCGUAGAAGAGCUGCGAGUGGCUCAAGAUCAGCUGAGCGAGCUGGUCGAGGCCCGCAACCGCAGACUAAUGGAGAAGAAGAGGCGGGAAAGGCUGCGACUGCAGGUAGCGGCCAAGCGCACGUAGUUCCCUUGUCCAGCAGAGGGCGUUAAAGAGCAACGGACUACGCGACUCAUCUCGUGACGUCACAGUACCCACACUCACUUCGGCCGUUUGAAGCUGAUUCAGAAACCUCAUUGUUUUUUUGGGGGGUUUCUUAAAUUUAAAAUUGACAGAUCGCCCCCCCCACACACACACACACUUGAGGCUUGCCUCCCAGAAAAGGAUUCUUAUUAAAAAUAUUUUGAUUACAUUUUAAUCUUAUUUUAGCAUUACAGAAAAGGCUCCAAACUCCCAGUAUGUUAACCUCUACUGUGAUUACUAAUUUGCAUACAAAUGCAAAAAAAAAAAAACAACACUCAGUAUUGACCCAGUCCCAGUCCCGUGACACUCAGAUUACAGUUCCUGUAAAAAUUGUUCUCUUGCGAUAGAAAAACUGUUCACUGAUAUGAAGUAUUGUCUAAAAAAAAAAUGACAGAAGCCCAUCCAAGUGGGCUCUUCCUGUUUUGUCAGCAGGAAGAACAAAACUCAGGUUCCCCCAAAAAUGCGACUGCAUUUUGCGGCAUGCAAACAUCCCGUCUGUGCCUUUUUUUUUUUUCCUGUUUGUCAUUGAAAGUUGUCACUUGAAAACAAUGCGAGAGUUUGUUUUCGACUGUCAAUAAAUGAGUCUCUCAUGCCGCACGCUA
Molecule: messenger RNA, 4965 nt
Organism: Hippocampus zosterae (dwarf seahorse)
Lineage: Eukaryota; Metazoa; Chordata; Actinopteri; Syngnathiformes; Syngnathidae
Product: 1-phosphatidylinositol 4,5-bisphosphate phosphodiesterase gamma-1-like
Exons: 33
Coding region: 116-4306 (1396 amino acids)
Biological process (GO): positive regulation of epithelial cell migration; phospholipid catabolic process; phosphatidylinositol-mediated signaling
Molecular function (GO): phosphatidylinositol-4,5-bisphosphate phospholipase C activity; calcium ion binding; protein binding
Source: RefSeq, a predicted model, not a curated record